Messenger RNA from Sorex araneus (European shrew), 1197 nucleotides. Its product is annotated as myosin regulatory light polypeptide 9. Bases 349 to 867 code for a protein of 172 amino acids. Gene Ontology annotation, biological process: platelet aggregation. NCBI's taxonomy places the organism in Eukaryota, Metazoa, Chordata, Mammalia, Eulipotyphla, Soricidae. Gene Ontology annotation, cellular component: cytoplasm. The transcript is spliced from 4 exons. Gene Ontology annotation, molecular function: calcium ion binding. The record is from RefSeq and is a predicted model, not a curated record.
GGGGGCGCGCGGCUCGGGGGGUGGGGUGCGGAGAGCACGGGCCGCGGUCCUGGGGCGCAGAGGCCCGCGCAACACUCCCCUGCGCCCCAGUGUUCCCCUGUCCGGCUGCGCCCCUGCGCACGCGGCCCACCUGGCGCCCCUCGGCCACGGCCGCGCCGCCGCCUCCCCCGUGGCCGCCCGGAGGCGGGGCCCGCGCGCGGCGGGGAACGGGCCGCCGCCGCUUCCUUCCGCUGGGCCCCGGGAGGCCGGAAGUGCUGUGUCCAGGGCGGACGGCAGCGGCUCGGGCGGCUCCCAGGACGACUCUCAGGGGCUCGGCUUCUCGCGACUGUGCCGGAUUUAACCGCCACCAUGUCGAGCAAAAGGGCAAAGACCAAGACCACCAAGAAGCGCCCCCAACGCGCAACAUCCAAUGUGUUUGCAAUGUUUGACCAGUCACAGAUUCAGGAGUUCAAAGAGGCCUUCAACAUGAUUGAUCAGAACAGAGAUGGUUUCAUUGACAAGGAAGAUUUGCAUGAUAUGCUUGCCUCCCUGGGGAAAAAUCCAACCGAUGAGUAUCUAGAUGCCAUGAUGAAUGAGGCUCCAGGUCCCAUAAAUUUUACCAUGUUUCUCACGAUGUUUGGGGAGAAGUUAAAUGGCACGGAUCCAGAAGAUGUUAUCAGAAAUGCCUUUGCCUGCUUUGAUGAAGAAGCCACUGGUACCAUUCAGGAAGAUUACCUGAGAGAACUGCUGACCACGAUGGGAGAUCGGUUUACAGAUGAGGAAGUGGAUGAGCUGUACAGAGAAGCACCUAUUGACAAAAAGGGAAAUUUUAAUUACAUUGAGUUCACACGCAUCCUCAAACAUGGAGCAAAAGACAAAGAUGACUGAAAAGAACCUAACUUUCCAGCCAAAAGCUCCUUGUUGCCAAUUUGGGUGUUUCUGAGAUUUUUCUCUUAGAGCCUAUUGCAUGCCCUUAGCUUUUGCCUUUUCUUAUUGUAUUUAUUCUCAGCCAUUUUGGGCAUAUGCAUCUCUAUAAUCAGACUGGAAACAGGACUUCUUGUCAUUUACAGAAUAGAAAAUAGGGUAAUUUAACUUACCAUCUCCUCUCCCCCAAAAUAACUGCACAUAAAAUCUGUACACAGAGUCAAUAUAUUUUUUCAGAGAAGGUUAUUCACUCAAUUUUUUCUGAAUCAUAAUUAAACUUUAUGAUAAAAACUG